AUGGCCGACCUCGCGAAGACUGACAGCAGCCGUGCCGCCGACGCUCCAGCUGAUGUAGCUAUCACCAAGCCGCCGACGCCUUUCAGCCGUGGUUCACUCCAGUCCGAGCCGAUGCAAGAUUUUGUCGAGGUUGAUGGCACCACGACUUUUGCAGCUCCGCCAGCUCCGACGUAUCGCUACAAACUUUCUCUGAAGAGUGAGAAGCUGCGCAUCUGGCUGGAGGACUGUAAAACCAAGCAGCAAUGGGACUGCGCCAAGCGGCAGAUGAAGGCGUUGAGGAGUGAAGCGCUCAAGCACAUGCUGUACAUGGACAUCAGCUGGUACGACGAGAACGACGCACUGCAGUUGUCCAGCCGGCUGACGGGCGACACGGUGAGGAUCAUGGACGGCAUGGGCCAGAAGCUCGGCGACGCGUUCCGGUUCACGAUUCAGUUCUGCGUGGGGUUUAUCAUCGGUUUUGCCCGCGGCUGGGAUAUCACACUGGUUAUGGCGUGUGUGAUGCCGGCGAUGACUGUGUCCUUGAGCUGGCUGAUCAAGACGAUGCGCAUCAAGUCGGACUGGGCGCAGAAGGUGUACGUGGAGGCUGGUUCAGUGGCCGAGGAGACGCUCGGAUCAAUUCGAAUUGUUGCCUCAUUGAACGGGGAACACAGAGCUAUUGCGAAGUUUGAGAGCAAGGUGUUUGAGGCGGAGAAGGAGAAUAUCACUUUGCACAAGAUGACGUCGGUGGUGUUCCCCAAGUUCGUGGCGAGCAUUUGGGUCAUGUACUCCAUUGGUUUGUGGUACGGCGGGUGGAAGGCCUCGAAAGGCAAUGCCGCUCCGGGCGACGUCUUCGCGGCGUUCUUCGGCGUGCUGAUGGGGGCUAGCUCUCUCGCUCAGAUCUCACCCAAUGUGACUGCUGUCUCCAAGGCGGCGGGUGCUGCCGAGGAACUGUUCGCGAUCCUGGACACUGCGAGUGCUAUCGAUGCAGAAAAGGAGGACGAAGGAGUCAUUCCUGACACGUGUGAAGGCAAGAUCGAAGCGGUGAACGUCAACUUCACGUACCGGAGCCGCCCCGAAGCUCCAAUUCUGCGUGACUACAAUGUCACCAUUGACCCUGGCAUUCGCUGCGGCACCAUCUACCUCGUCGGACGGGAUGUGAAGACGCUGAACGUCAAGUGGCUGCGCUCGCAGAUCGGCAUGGUGUCGCAGGAGCCGGUGCUGCUGUUCGCCACGACCAUCUUUGAGAACAUCGCCAUGGGCGGCGACAGCGUGACACGCGAAGAGACCAUCGAGGCGUGCAAGCUGUCGAACGCGCACAACUUCAUCAUGUCGUUGCCGGAGCAGUACGACACACUGGUGGGCGAGAAAGGAGUGUCUCUUUCUGGCGGCCAGAAGCAGCGAGUCGCCAUCGCGGGUGCCAUCGUCCACAAGCCGAACAUUUUGGUGCUGGACGAGGCCACGAGCGCGCUGGAUAACGAGAGCGAGAAGAUCGUGCAGGCUGCGCUGAACAACCUGAUGGCUACGAUGAAUAUGACCACACUCGUGAUCGUUCACCGAUUGAGCACCAUCCGCCACGCCGACAAGAUCGUGGUGCUGAACGAGGGCCACAUUAUGGAGAGUGGCACACACGACGAGCUUUUGAAGAUUGAGCACGGCAUCUACCAGAACAUGUACCGCGUCCAGGAGCUACGAUCGCAGGAGGAGCAGUACGAAGUCAAGAAGUGCAACUCAGAAAACGAACAGAGAAACACGAAGCUGACGCAUACAUUGAGCGGAGUAUCGGCUAUGACGGAUAUAUCGGUGAGCGCUGUGGAGAAGAACUUCUUGGACAAGAAGCCGUUCGGCUUUAUGGAUAUGCUCAAGCUCAACCGACUUGAGGCGAACUACUUCAUCAUCGGCUUCCUUGGCUCCAGCGAGGCUGGCAUUGCCAUGCCGGUGUCCGCUCUUCUGGUUUCGGGUAUGAUCACUUCAAUGACUGAGCAGUACGGAGAGUACCAGAGCUCCGGUGACAGUUCUCACCUUACGAAACUGUACAACGACAUGGAGCUGUACGGCAUUCUCUACCUCGUCGGUGCUAUUGUGGUUGCCAUCUUUUCGUUCAUGCAAAUUUACUGCUUCAAGUUCAUGGAGGAGAAGAUCACCACGCGCCUUCGUAACGUCAACUUCAGGGGCUUGUGCCGUCAGAAUGUGGGCAUCUUCGACGAGAAGGUGAACGCCACAGGUGCGCUGACUGCUGACCUCGCCACAAAUGCCACCAAGGUUUCCCUACUCGCCGGUGAGUCGCAGUCCCGUGCGUUUCAGGCUCUUUUCACUUUGAUCGCGGCUCUCGUGGUCUCAUUCGGAUUCGGCAGUUGGCUGUUGUCCCUCAUCAUGACGGCGUUGAUCCCGCUCCUGCUCUUGGGCCAAGUUGCUCGCUUGAAGCAGAUGGGGAGCAGUGGCUUGAUCUCCGAUGACUUGGCUGCCCCCGGAUCCCACGCGUCCGAAGUCCUCAGUAAUAUCCGCACCGUGGCCGCUUUGGGUAUCGAGAAGAAAGCCGUCGGUGUCUUCGACGACCUCCAGGCCGAGCCGCUGCGCAAGGGCCGCAAGGAGGCGCAGGUCAAUGGUCUGUCGCUGGGAUUCAGCUCCUUCAUCCUCAUGGCGACGUUCUCGCUGAUCUUCUGGUUUGGCGCCAGGAAGGUGAACGACGGAAGCAUCGAAUUUACGGAGAUGAUGCGGACGCUGAUGGCCGUCACGAUGUCGAUCCAAAACAUUAGCAAUGCGUCGACCUUCUUGAGCGAUGCACCCAAGGCGUUCAAGGCCGGAUCGACUAUGUUCGCUAUCCGCGACCGUGUCGCCCCCAUCGAUUCUUUCUGCUCCGAUGGUCUCCGUCCAGCCAAGGUUAACAUCUCGUUCCGAUACCCCACCCGUCCGGAGAUCAACGUGCUCAAGAACUACAACCUCGCUAUUGAGCCUGGUCAGACUGUGGCGUUCUGUGGUCCGAGCGGUGGAGGCAACACCCGGUUCUACGACCCCGUGGUGGGUGACGUGCUGCUGGACGGCCACAACAUCAAGGACCUGAACCUCAACUGGCUGCGCAGACAGAUCGGUCUGGUGGGCCAGGAGCCCACGCUCUUCAUCGGCACCAUCGCCGAGAACAUCGGGUACGGUCUGGCAGAGCAGCCGAGUCAGCAGGAGAUCGAGGAGGCUGCCAAGAUGGCCAACGCGCACGACUUCAUCACGCAGUUCCCGGACGGCUACGAGACGCAGGUGGGCAUGAAGGGCGAGCAGUUGUCCGGCGGCCAGAAGCAGCGCAUCGCCAUCGCGCGUGCGAUCCUGAAGAACCCCAACAUCUUGCUGCUGGAUGAGGCCACGAGCGCUUUGGACUCGGAGAGCGAGAAGGUGGUGCAGGAGGCACUGGACAAGGUGGUGGCGCUGAAGCGGCGCACGACGAUCAUCAUCGCGCAUCGGUUGUCGACGAUCCGCAAGGCGGACAAUAUCUGCGUGUCUUCAUUUAUCCUUCGAAGGCACAAGGUGCUCGGAACCGGUGCAGGUUCCAUUAGGGUUAUGAGCCCUAGGCACGCUGCCGGCGGCAGCUACUCGGGGAUGUCGAACCCCCUGAAGUACACGAACGAAGGGGUGCCGAAGAACUGGAGCGACAAGGAUUGGCAGACGUACAAGUGGGCCAUGAUGAACAUGUUCAAGGAGAACAAGCUCAAGGAGAUCGCGGUCGGAGACCUGACCAGGGCGAUGCUCGCGACUGCGAGUGCGGAGAGGCUGGAGGCUUUUGACGCAGCGCAGCUCAAGAUCAUGCGCAUGGUGGGUACGUCCGUGCCGCCGGACGUUCUUCAGCAGAUACGCGACAAGGAGACCGGAUCGGAGAUGUGGGCGGAGCUCUGCAACCUGUACGAGGGCAAGCAGAAUGAAGCCAUCAAGGCCUACACGAUUCGUCGCGGGGAGAACGAGAUGUGGAGCAUGAAGCUGACGCCUGGAGGAGACAAGAACCUCCAUCUUUGCAGGAUGUUCAACUUCAAGACCGAGUUGGCGGACUUGCAGCAUGUUAUUGCCGAUAAUACAAUGGUGGAUAUGCUGCUUGAGAGUUUGCCGGACCAGAUUGAGUUUGAGCGGUUGAAGUCUUCCAUUUACUACGGCGCGGACCCGAGCGUGUCCACACACAGAAGCGGGUUCGAGAAUUGA
This is a messenger RNA of Phytophthora sojae, 4152 nucleotides long. RefSeq names its product multidrug resistance protein ABC superfamily. Gene Ontology annotation, molecular function: ATP binding; ABC-type transporter activity; ATP hydrolysis activity. The transcript is spliced from 6 exons. The record is from RefSeq and is a predicted model, not a curated record. Gene Ontology annotation, biological process: transmembrane transport. Bases 1 to 4152 code for a protein of 1383 amino acids. Lineage: Eukaryota; Oomycota; Peronosporomycetes; Peronosporales; Peronosporaceae. Gene Ontology annotation, cellular component: membrane.